Molecule: messenger RNA, 2355 nt
Organism: Pedinophyceae sp. YPF-701
Lineage: Eukaryota; Viridiplantae; Chlorophyta; Pedinophyceae
Source: the annotation of a GenBank genome assembly
AUGGAAGCACUGCUCGGUGGGCAGUGUAACCCCGUCGUCGCGCUCGAAAGAGGGAGUGCUCGAGAGGCGCGGAGGCGAGUUGCAGGAGGAGGGCUCCUGCGCACGUUCCAGCCCGGGCGCGGCAGCCCCGGCGACGCGCCAGCGACAGAAGGGAGCAGCAGGAUGGGCAACGUGCCGCGCAAGCCGGCCGGGCGGCAGUCGCUCGCCGGGCAGGCGUCGGCCACCAAUGGCAGCGGGCAGGGACCUAUGCGCGCUCCUGCGGGCUUGGACCGCUCCGAAACGACCUCGCAGAACAUCAUCCGCGUCUUUAGUUCCCAAGUGGGCAACGGAGAGAAAUCCCAGCCCGGGUUCGACAUUGACAUCACAAAGGAGAACUUCGCCCCCAUGCUGGACGAGUUCCGGCGCGCCCUGGCCGAGCCCGGCGCGCUGUUCUGCGCGUUCGACCUCGAGAUGUCCGGGCUGAUGGCCGACGGCGCGCACGGCAAGCUGGACUCGCUCGAGGAGCGCUACAUGGCCAUGCGCGGCGACGUGCAGCAGUUCCUCACCACGCAGUUCGGCGCGUGCGUCGUCUCGCAGGACGGGUCGCGGCUCGUCGCCAAGUCCUUCAACUUCAACGUCUUCCCGCGGUCAGGCACCCAGAAGGGCCCGCGGAAGUUCCUCUGCGACGCUGGUGCCCUUGAGUUCCUAGCGAACAACCACUUCGACUUCAGCAAGUGGGUCCACCGCGGGAUCUCCUUCGGGACCCUCGCGGACAGAGACGAGGCCCUCAAGCGCCCGUACGUGUCGCCCUUCUCCCGCGAGGGCGUGACCGACAUGCACCUGCGAGACGACCUGAAGGCGUUCGUGGAGGAACUGCGCGACAAGGUCCGCGAGUGGCUCGCGGGCGCCGAGCCGGAGUACCUCACCGAGCCACUCAAUGGCUUCUUCCGGAAAAUUGUUUGGCAGGAGCUGACUAAGGAUCACAGCGAAACUCUGGGCACAGAGUACCACCCGGCCUUCAUCAUCGAAACGGUGCCCUCGGACAACUGGCGGGCGCCGAUGCGGUUUCUCCGCGCCACGCCGGCGGAGGUCGCCGCGCACGAGGCCGCGAAGGAGCGCGAGUGGUUCGACGGGAUCCACGCCAAGGCGGGCUUCUCGUGCGUCCUCGAGCUCAUCCGGGACUCGAACCUCCCCGUCGUCGGCCACAACAUGCUGUUCGACCUCAUGUUCGUCAUGAACGACUUCGUGCAGUCGCCGCUGCCGCCCUCGUGGGCCGGGUUCCGGCAGCUCACGCAGGAGUACUUUCCCGCGGGGGUGUACGACACCAAGUACUUGGCCAAGAACGACCUGUUCGAUGUGUUCGGGUACGACAGCGGGCUGGCGGACGCGUAUGCGACGGCGGUGGGGGCGGCGCGGGAGGAGGAGACGGAGCGGUGGUUCCACGCCGCGGAGCACGGAUGGGCGCCCGGCGCGGGCGAGCAGGACGGCGAGGCGCGCCAGGCGGAGCCGGUGACGUGGCGGCGGCCCAAGGUGGAGCACGGGAAGGCGUACAAGAGGUACCAGGACCUGGAGGGCGGGGCGCUGGCGCACGAGGCCGGGUACGACGCGUACAUGACCGCGGUGGUGUUUGCGUUCAGUUUGCGGCUGCUGGAUGCCAAGCGCACGGGGCAGGGCACGAAGGCGGCAACCAAGACGAUGGGGGGGAUGCUGGGGGGCACGGGUGCGGCGCGGGAGGUCAAGGGGCGCGUGGCGGUCGUGGGGACGGACUACCCGUGCUUCGCGGUGUCGGGGGAGCAGCCGCCGGUGGACCGGUCACACGUGGUGGUGGUGUACGACAACGGCGGGCAGGUCAACUCGAAGGACGUGAUGCCGACGGUGCACGGGCUCAAGGUCGGGCGCGUGUUCCCGACGGCGCGGAAGGACGGCACGGCGCUGUAUUUGUCGCUGGCGCCAGGAGAGGACCUCGCGCCCGAGACGUUCUACCAGAAGGUCCGCGGCGCGUCCUUCUCGGCCCUGACGCCCUCCCACGAGGUCCUGACGUGGACAGAGUUCGAGAGUCGAGUCCUGGCCCCGCGCCUGAGCGCACAGGCCGCGGGCCUGACGUACACCCCGCCCACGCCGUCCGUCAUGGCCGACCUCGGCGCCACCGCGCGCGCGGAGGUCGCCGCGGCCGCGGCGCGCGCGGCGGCGGCCGCGAAAGCGCUGUCUUCGUCGCAACACGAGGGCAAGCAGGCAACGGAGCGGAGGCCGUCGCCGUCGACGCACGUGACGCUGCCGGGCACGCCGGACCCGGGCGAGGCGCCGCCGCCGCCGGUCGAGGAGCUCCGGCGCCCCACGCGCCGCAAGCGGCCGCCGACCCAAGAUGGGGGGGACUAG